Molecule: messenger RNA, 2094 nt
Organism: Cooperia oncophora
Lineage: Eukaryota; Metazoa; Nematoda; Chromadorea; Rhabditida; Trichostrongylidae
Source: the annotation of a GenBank genome assembly
AUGAGCUGGUUUCGAAACCUACAAGGGCAGCUAUCCGAACUCGCCAAUGAAGUGCUCAGUGAAGCGACAGAUGAGGUUGCAGACCCGGAGACAGAGCUGCAGGUGGCGAACAAGAAACGCAGUGAGGCUGAACGCUUGCUCGUGAUAGAGCAAUCAAAAGUGAGUAAACUAGAUGAAAAGGUACAAGAACUUGAACAUGCUUUGUCUGCUCAUCAAAGCGAGUUGGACAUGAUCAAUGAACGCCAUAGGACAAUGAUUCUCACAAGAGAUGAAGAAAUAAAAAAGCUUAGGAAUGAAUUAGAACGAGCACAGCUCACAGAAUGGCAGUCCACAGAUGUUGAUAGCGGAACAGUGGAGCAAACUAUUUUGGAUUUACAGCGUGAAGUUUCUCACUGGAAAUCGCUUGUUGAGGUGGAACAUAAAGAGGUUUCUAAAGAUGAACUGAAUCAGCGCCUCGAGGAGGAGCGAAGGCGCAAGGAAGAAGAAAUUGCGUCAUUAAUGGAAUUACACUCGCGCAAUAUGAAUGAAAUGAGAGAGAUGUAUGAAGAGCGGAUAACUGCCCUGGAGGGAGUAGCGUCUUCGUCAACGAGCAAUACUGACGUAUUGGAUGCUGUAUUGCUGGAAAAGGAAGAGUUGCUAGAUACAAAACGAAAACUUGAGGAAAUGGUGCGUCAACGGCCGUCAACAGCUAGUGCCUCAGCUGGAUGUGACGACCGCAUGGUAGUGCUGGAUCUGGUUGAGAGGUCAGAGCUCACGGAUCUGGAAGAAAAGCUGCGAGAUGCCACGGCUGAGCUAGCGCAGUUGCGAGGUGCUAAUUCGGAUCUGGAGGCUAAAGUUCAGGAAUCCGAAAGUUUGAAAAUUCAACAUGAAGAGUUGGCGCAAGCGUAUAAUGAUUUGAAUGAGGAGUUCGAGAAAUACAAAGAGCAGACAGCCGCAACUGUACAAGAGAAUAAUAAUCAAGAUCUUACUCGACGAAUAGACCUUUUGAAAGCGAGUCUUAUCGAAUACGAAGAACGAUACGAGAUGUGCAAGCGUGAAAAUCAAGAAACCGUGGCCCAACUUGAACGACUUUCUGGAGAGUUCGAAAGGUUGAAAUCAGGUUUCGCUGACGUCCGUGAACAGAACAAGGGAGCAGAUGUUUCCGGUGAAGUUGAUCGUCUUCGCAGCGCUUUAGAGCAAGCGAAAAGCGAUCGCGAUCGCCUCCGUGCGGACGUCGAGAUGUUCCGUUCCACUGUAGAUGGAAUCGAUACUGAAUUAGAUAUGCUCAGAUCCUCCAAUCGUAGCCUUUGUCAGGAAAAUGAAAAAAUGGCUGCUGUAAUUGACCGAUACACCAAGUCGCUGAAUGAAGCCCUCCUAAAGAGUGAUAAGCCUGAUGAUGACAGCGAUGCGGAAGGUUGCUCGUCCUUCAGCCAACUCCAGUCGGCUGCCGUCGACAAUUUGCACCGUGAGCUGCGCGAAGAGGUCACUAUGCUACAGGAGCGAAACAGGUUGCUUUCUGAAGAGUCAAGGUUAUUAGCUGAGGUCAAUGCUCAGAUGAAAAAACAGGAGGAGACGGACCAAAAGAAAACAAAGCUUCUGGAAGAGAAGAUUACGCUUUUGGAAGAGCAUAGAGAAGAGUUGCAAACAUCUCUGAAAGCUCUUCAGGAAAAGGCUGAUAGUAAUCAGCAACCACAGAAUCCACCUGCCCAAGAUUCUGUGGACGAGGUUUCGGCUCUUACUGCUCAACUACGAGAGGCUUUGGCGGCGAAUGCAGAGAAAACGGAGGAAUGUGAAAAACUCAGGCAGCAAACAGAUGAUUUGGAGAAGGAAGUUACGUUACGGCAGUCCUGCGUGGAUGAGAUGAUCGCUCAAACAAAUGUUUUACAAGUGCAAUUACAGCUUGCAGCAGAAGCCAAUCUUCAGCUCAAACAGCAGAUUUUGGAAAAAGACCGCUCGCUGAAUUCUAUGAGUGAAGUACUGAGUCGUAAACAACCGGACUUUGGCCAACACGACUCUCACCUUGAACAAGUUCGUUUUGUUCUUUAUUUUCCUGAUAAUUUCAUGUAUUUCACAUUCGCAUAUGAUGAUAUUCAAUCCACGACGCGUUUUGACUGA